This is a messenger RNA of Colletotrichum aenigma, 606 nucleotides long. Its product is annotated as putative dioxygenase. NCBI's taxonomy places the organism in Eukaryota, Fungi, Ascomycota, Sordariomycetes, Glomerellales, Glomerellaceae. The transcript is spliced from 2 exons. The record is from RefSeq and is a predicted model, not a curated record. Gene Ontology annotation, molecular function: oxidoreductase activity. The coding region runs from base 1 to 606 and encodes 201 amino acids.
AUGGGCAGUCUCAACUCUUCAUCUCAGGGCCUCUCCUUUACAGAGCUCCCGACCUCUCUUCGCCAGUCUUCUCUCAUCGGCGCCGAAGUCCACCUCCCAUCACCAAUGAACGUCCUGGACAAAGACGCCUUGUCGGAGGAAGACGUUGCCACCUUCAGGAAAGCGCUGUUCGAGAACCAAGUUGUCGUCAUCAGGAACCAGAAGGGAAUCGCGCCGGAGACUCUGCCCAAGUUGACCAAGAUAUUCGAUCCGACUGCAACUGAUAUCCACUCCGCUGGCGAGAAGGCCGUCAGUGACCCGAGGAAUAUCCUCUCGGCAUACAAGGCGGGGAGAAUUCCCAGAGCGCCGCAGGUCGGCAUUAUUGGGAGUGGCAAGUUCCAGAACUACGAAGGGGUUGAAGAGUUGGAGGUUAUUCACCUGGACCAUACUUUGUUCCACGAGAAGCCUCUGUCAGAGCAGGAGCUGAACGAUGGAUACACCCGUCCGUACCGAUGGCACAUGGACACUCCCUUCUAUCAGCGUUUGCCCGGAGAAGUCACGGUCCUCCAUGCAGUCAAGGUGCCGAACUUGCCUGAUCAGAAACUCAAGUUCCCAGAUGGCAAAUAA